UGUUCUUAGAUUUUCUUCAAAAUAGCGACUUGUUUUUAAUUCUAUAUUUUUUGCAUUUAAGGUGAAAGAAGGCGACUCAUCGUCUCGUCGUUCGAUCGACUUGCAAUUAGAAGGUGGUACCCGUAUUCGGUCGCGAGCGAACACAUUAGAACUCAAAGUCAAUGGCGAAGUGAUGAAAACAACCUCUGAGGAUUCGAGGCAGUCGUCUCCUCGUGGUUCAAAAACUCUUUCGAUAAUUCGGCAUGAUUCCACAAAUGGGUCACUUGCCAAUCUACCUUCCGAAAAUCGACAAAAUCUUACUAUAGAUAAUAGCCAGGCAUGGUCGGCAUUCAAUCCAAAACGUCAAUUCUACGUUCUCAAAGCAUUUUUCAUCUUGCUUUGCUUCGUCGAUAUCAUGCACUGGGCAUAUCUUCUGAGGUAA
Messenger RNA from Cylicostephanus goldi, 421 nucleotides. The record is from the annotation of a GenBank genome assembly. Lineage: Eukaryota; Metazoa; Nematoda; Chromadorea; Rhabditida; Strongylidae.